UCCACUCGGCUCGGAGUGUAGAGGAGCACAGAUAGUUUCCACCCGAGAAACUUUCUGGGUGGGACCUGCGUCGUUACGGAAUUGACAGCUGUGUUAUCUUUAAGGGAAUGGCGCUCUCUCAGCAGGCCGCCGCGCUGGCGCCCAGCCUGGAGCCGCCCGCCCUGGUGGCCACGGUGAGUGGGAACGUCCAGAAGUACGCCCUGAAGAAAAAGAAGGUCCUGAGUGCGGAGGAGACGGACCUGUUCGAGCUGGCGCAGGCGGCCGGGAUCACGGUGGACCAGGAGGUGUUCAAGAUCAUUGUGGACCUGCUGAAGAUGAAUGUUGCUCCUCUGGCCGUCUUCCAGAUGCUGAAGGCCAUGUGUGCUGGACAGAGGAUCGCUGACACCUCGGCUGGGGAGAGUUUGUCUGGGUCCCAGCACAUUGCGGCCCCUGAGCCCAGAGUGGACGACUCUUUUGUGUCUGGAAAGAGCAGUAAAAUCCCUGCACCUCUCUCCCUGUCCUCUGGCCUGCGGCCUGCGAGAGUUAACACUAAGAUUGUGGUCUACAGUCCUGCCGACUCUUGCUCACCCAUCUCUCAAGGUCCCCCCGGUUCCUUCCAGUAUACUUGCUGCCUGUUCUCUCCCUUUGCAGUGCGAGCGAAGGCAGGCUCCGGGGGAGCGGGACAGGCCCACGGAGAGAGGGGCGGUCGGGAUGGGUCCAGCCAGCGCGUGCCCCGCCAGCCCAGCGCCUCCCGGGGGCAGAAAUCAGGAAAGAGCUCUGGCAGCAGCAGCUCCUCGUCGCAGCUGACCUCCAGCUGAGCGCGCUCCUCUGCGCGCUGGAGUCCACGCCUCUCCUUCUUCAGCUCGGCUCUUCCGAACGUGAGGUCUCGCUCACUGCAGCCGGCCCCUUCGCACAAACCGCCCUGGGCUGCUAGACCUGCUUCCAUCGGAGAUCGUGAACAAGAGAACUGUUGAUCUUACCUAUCGAGAGCUAAAGGAGGAGAGACCCAACCCAUCCGCACACGAGGCCUGAGCCGCUGGUCAUUUUGCACAGUGUUGACAUCUUAUUUCUUCCCUAAACGAAGCGUUGAAGUCGGAUCUGACUUGCUGAUGAAGACAGUCUUCCUCUCUGCACUAGCCAGUGGUAUUGAGGUUGUGAAAGAGAAAUCUACCGUGCAGCUGCAGAGUGUAAUAACAUGAUGCCCAAGGAGCACCUCAACUGGUGAUCUGCAGUAAAUUCAAGAGCACUGGCGCUGUCGCCACGCUGGGACGCCACAUGACAGAAACCCCUUGACAGAAAGAUGAGAAUCGAUGUUCUUCCCUCUACAGUUAGAGUGAGACUUCUCCUGAGCUUCUAAAUAUAAAAUUAGGACCAAAAAUGUAAACCGCUAUGUGCAGGAAUCUUAGAAUCUUAUGUACUUGAACAUGGGGAAGGGCAUAGCGUAAUGUUUGAACUGGGCACUCCAGAAUUAUUUUUAUCCCAUGACAAGGUGUGAACACAUUUCAGCUGAGAAAAGGGGACAGCUUGUUUGCAAUUCGGUUUUGCACAGCGUGGAUGUUUUUUAUAUUUGUGUUGUAUUCUUUAUUUUUGGAAUUCUUAUUGAGCUUCUUCCUGGAGGAGUGUUUGCUGUAUCUUCAGGAACUGUUUUUGAGAGAUCCAAGUCUCCUGUAUAGAAGAAUAAACUGUGGUUUGUGUUUUG
This is a messenger RNA of Lepisosteus oculatus (spotted gar), 1678 nucleotides long. It is a transcript of the gene mzt2b, whose product is annotated as mitotic spindle organizing protein 2B. Lineage: Eukaryota; Metazoa; Chordata; Actinopteri; Semionotiformes; Lepisosteidae. Gene Ontology annotation, cellular component: centrosome; spindle. The record is from RefSeq and is a predicted model, not a curated record.